This is a messenger RNA of Corvus hawaiiensis (hawaiian crow), 3065 nucleotides long. RefSeq names its product holocytochrome c-type synthase. Lineage: Eukaryota; Metazoa; Chordata; Aves; Passeriformes; Corvidae. Gene Ontology annotation, biological process: cytochrome c-heme linkage. The coding region runs from base 141 to 959 and encodes 272 amino acids. Gene Ontology annotation, cellular component: mitochondrion. The record is from RefSeq and is a predicted model, not a curated record. The transcript is spliced from 7 exons. Gene Ontology annotation, molecular function: holocytochrome-c synthase activity.
CCCGUGCCCGCCCCUCGCCGGCGGGCGCAGGCGUGCAGCGGAGCCGCGUUCUCGCGAGGAGCUUGGGGCCGCCGCGGAGGCGCGGGCCGGGCCGGGCCGGGCGAGAAACUUGAUCUAAAAAGGCCCGGUGUGCAGAGGCCAUGGGUUUGUCCGCAUCCUCCCCGGCUGCUGCAGAGCAGUCACCGAAUGCAUCCAGGCAAUAUCACACGGCGUCUCCCCCGUCAGAAUGUCCCAUGCAUCAGGAAAAAAUGAGCGGUUGUCCAAUGCACAUGAAGACUGCUGAUCAUAGAACUGAGAAUACAGAUGAUGUUCCUGCACAUCAAGAAAGAGCUUAUGAGUUUGUAGCAUGUCCUGUGAAGUCUGGUGCUUCUCAAGUGAAAGAUGACAUAGAUCCCAGCAAUAUGAUGCCUCCUCCCAAUCAGCAGCCAUCCCCAGGUCAACCAUUUCCACUGUCAACUGUUAGAGAAGAAUCUUCUAUUCCUAGAGCACAUUCUGACAAGAAAUGGGUCUACCCUUCAGAGCAAAUGUUCUGGAAUGCUAUGCUAAGAAAAGGGUGGAGGUGGAAAGAUGAUGACAUAACAAGUGAAGACAUGACCAACAUUAUUAAGAUUCAUAACCAAAAUAAUGAGCAAGCUUGGAAGGAGAUUUUGAAGUGGGAAGCUCUACAUGCUAUGGAAUGUCCAUGUGGGCCGUCACUGAUGCGGUUUGGAGGCAAAGCAAAGGAGUACUCACCAAGAGCCAGAAUACGUUCAUGGAUGGGGUAUGAGCUGCCUUUUGAUCGGCAUGACUGGAUAGUGGACCGCUGUGGGAAGGAAGUGCGCUAUGUUAUCGAUUACUAUGAUGGCGGGGCAGUGGACAAGAACUACCAGUUCACCAUCUUGGAUGUGCGCCCUGCGCUGGACUCGCUCUCGGCCGUCUGGGACAGAGUGAAGGUGGCCUGGUGGCGCUGGACUUCCUAACUGCUCCUGUGGUGUGUACUCAAACAGUAACCACUUUCCUCCUAGACAAGGGACAUGUGAGUAUCAGGACUUGAGAGAGAAGUUCACUGCAGCUGUCAUUGCUUUCAUCAUCACCACUGUUCUUUGGGGGUGGGAAAAUCUCUUGUUAAGUACACCAAUGUGAUGUGGUGUUUCAAAUGGAAUAAUAAAGUUACAGUGGCAAAAACAUGUAUCUUAAUUUUCUUAAAAACUGGGAAGCCUUUCUUACUUUGUCUCAGAUUCUGUGUAAGCUCGCCUUCUUUUCAUUUGAUGACUUGAGUGCUGCUCCGAAUACAUUACUAUUCUGAUUCUGACUGGAGUUCUGAGUAUUACUUAGUGAAAACUGGAAAUUUCAUAAAUUAUUUCACAUAAUUAAAGUAUUUGGAUACCUCCAUGAUGAAUAAAGGGUAAAAGAUCUGGACUCUUUCAAAUUACAUGUUUUAUUUACACUGUAGAACCAUGUAUUUGUUUUCACGUUUUACCUAUUCAAAUACAUACUUCCUCAGAAAACUUCAGUUAAUCAGUUAAAGGAGGUGUAGUGUAGUAUGAGUAUUUUAAAGGUAUGUUAUGUAGAAAAGGAGAAUAUACUCCUGCCUUAAUCUGCAAUUUAUCUUUGAGCAGAAGAACACCAGUUAGAAGCAGGAAAUGAGUGUUACUUUUAAAACAGCAUUUUUAAAAGGACAAAAAAUUGAUAUUUAAUGGCUAUUUAUUUGAAUAUUUAAUAUUGAAUUUGAAGGUGGUUUUCUGAUGUAAGAAAAUGCAUUAUUUUAGUAUUUUUAUGUCCUUAAUGUGUGUCAUGUAAUGAAUUCAGGACAGAGCUAAGCCUUAUUUAAAGAACCUCCUGCAGUGCAUCUGUAUUCAGCAUCCUGGCUGUGUUAAUGAUAUUACAGCUUGGGUUUUUAUAUCAUGAGGAAUUGCACAAGGGGGAGUGACUACACAGUCACACAUGUGAGUAUAGUGAGGUAUAUUCCAGGUGUGUAUAUAACUGGGCUAAAAGGGUAUGAAAAGUGCCAGGGUUGAUUGGAGUGUUUUCUAGGAGCGAUGCACGGUGUAAAGAUUUGAUUAUUGUUUGUGCUUAGUAAGGGAAACUAACUUUUCUCUUUUAAGUCUUCCACUGUAAUAGCUUUAAGUUUGCACAACUCAUUAAGUUUCGGGUGCUGUGCAAAACACUUGAGAAUGGAAAGGAGUAAGACAUUAUUACAUUGUAGCUUCUCAGAUAGGGGAAGCUGCCUUCUUGAAACUCCCCAGCCUUAACGGGGAACUAGCUGUACAUUUCAUUUUCUGAAAGUGGCCUAUAUUUAAGUGACAUUGGAAGCUUUUUUUUUUUUUUUUUUUUUAUGGGAAGUUCCUCUCAAUGUUUCAGGAAAGUCAUUUCCCAUUUAGGGAAAAACUAGUCAGGGAAGCUUUCCUACUUCAGAAUUCUAAUGGUCACAAAUAGUUCCUACUUCAGAGGCAACUAUUGUGCAAGGUAGAAAUAAAUAUUAUGCAGAAUCCUAAGAGGAAAACCAUGCUCUUGCCCAUAUCCACUUUGCUUAUUCCUUUUUCACCUUCAGUGAUUCAGAUAUAGAUAUAUGCAUGAUAAACAGAAGAAAAAAAUUCCAUCUGAGUAGGCACUGUAUGGAUGAUAUAAAUGAAAAGUGAGUUUGUAUGAAGCAUAUCUGACAAUGAAGGAACUGCUCUGUUCUAACAGUAAAGAUUGAGGAGCACUCUUUUUGGGGUGGUGGGUUGUUUUUAGGAUUUUUUUUUGUAGCUGUUGGUUUAUGCAUUUGGCAGCUUGAUACACUGAGGAUUCUGUAUUUCUCAUAACUAAAUACGGAAAGGCUACACCACUGUAGGGAGUACUUCAGAAGCUUCAAAAGCACGAGUUUGCUUUGUUGAUUUCAGCAGUAUGAUGUGGAGAGCAUUAUGGAAAUUGGAAUUGCUGCCAAAUCUGGGGAAACUGUCACAAGCCACUUCAUGUGUUUACUAUCUCCUGUUACGUUCCAUCUUCCACAGAUUCAAAAUUGUUCUUUUCUGUGCUACUGUUAAUGAAAUGUACUACUUUGUCAUCAAACUAAAAGGAGAAUCAAAUAAAUAUACUUUUCUUAA